AUGUCUCACGAAACUGAUACAAAAACUCUCAUUUGUCUAUUUUAUUCAGGUGGCAAACAUAAAGAAAAGCCCUACAGUGACCCUAAGAAGAGUUCAAAAAGAAGACAUGCUGGCACCACAGUGAACCUUGUUCUUCUGGGAAUGUCUGGGACUGGAAAGAGUGCCAGUGGGAACACCAUCCUUGGACAGAAACUCUUUGUUUCUAGACCCAGUUCAAUGCCGGUCACUAAAAAGUGCCAGAUGGAAGAAACUGAGAAAGAAGGUGUACACUUAUGUGUGAUUGAUACUCCUGACAUCUUUGAUGAUGGCAUGAAAUCAUCAGUUAGGGACAAACAUGUAAAAAGGUGCAAACAGCUCUAUGAGUCAGGACCCUUUGUGUUUGUACUUGUGAUGCAUGUGAGCAGAUUUACAGAUGGUGAGAGAGACAUCAUGGAAAAGUUAGAAAAAGCUUUUGGGAGGGAAGUUAGAGGACAAACAAUUAUCCUGUUCACCCGAGGAGACGACCUACAACAGGCAGGACUGGGGUUGGAGGAUUUCUUACAUUCUUGCCAACCUGAUCUGAAGAAAAUACUUGAAAAGUGUGGCAACAGGUGUGUUCUCUUUGAGAACCACAGAUCAGAUUCAGCUCAAGUGGAAAAGCUAAUGGACAACGUGAUCAGGGUGACAGAAGAAAAGCAAAAAUGAUGACUUCAUUUAUCAGAUCAGAGC
Maylandia zebra (zebra mbuna) is the source of this 708-nucleotide messenger RNA. Its product is annotated as GTPase IMAP family member 7-like. The record is from RefSeq and is a predicted model, not a curated record. Gene Ontology annotation, molecular function: GTP binding. NCBI's taxonomy places the organism in Eukaryota, Metazoa, Chordata, Actinopteri, Cichliformes, Cichlidae.